AUGAGAGGAGGAGUGAGGAGGAGAAGAAAAAGAGAGCAAUGGCGGCGGCGGGCUUUUCGCUGCACUAUCUCCUCUGCUCUCUGCAGCCCUCUCCAUAAAGGCCACACCUACAUUGGGUUUACUGUGAAUCCCAGGCGAAGGAUUCGUCAGCAUAAUGGAGAAAUCAGGUGUGGUGCGUGGAGGACGAAGAGAGGACGGCCAUGGGAGAUGAUUCUUUGCAUCUACGGCUUCCCUUCCAAUGUCUCGGCCCUUCAGUUUGAAUGGGCCUGGCAACAUCCAACAGAGUCUCUAGCUGUGAGAAAAGCUGCUUCAAAUUUCAAGUCCCUUUCUGGCAUAGCUAACAAAAUCAAAAUGGCUUACACAAUGCUUAAUCUUCCAUCAUGGGAAAACUUAAACCUCACAGUGAAUUUCUUCUCAACCAAAUACAUGAAGCAUAUUGGUGGCUGUCCAAAAUUACCCGAUCAAAUGAAAGUAAAUGUUUGUGUUAUGGAUGAACUCCCAUGCUACGUCAAAGGUCAGAUAGAUGAUGUAGAAGACUAUGAUGAAGACAAGAUUAACGAAGACGAUAAGGAAGUGAAAGAAGAUAAUGAGUCUGUUGAAAGAUCAUCUCCUUGUGAUUUCCCCUAUGACAAGGGAUUCAAUAAUUUUGUGUACGAGUAUCAGUCCCAUGCUGAGUCUCCAAAGCCUGCCUUCAAUAAAAGCUCUUGCAACGAGCAAGAGUACUCUCCAGGAUGUUUCAAUAAAGAGAUGGGAACAUCAGAUAUUGCAUUCAAUGGGAUGGGAUUCAAUAAUAUUGGCUAUGAGUCUCCCAAGCCCGCAUUCGGUAAAAUUUCAUGCACCGAACAAGAAUACUCCCCAAGGUGGUUCAAUAAUGAGAUGGGAACAACAGAGGGUGCAUUGUUUCAAGAUGAAGGGAAUAUCAUAGAUUUGUCGACGCCAUCUAGCUGCAUUGUUGCAAAAUGCAAGAAGAAAGCUAAAGUUUCUUCAGAAUUUAUUGAUCUGACGAACUCCCCUUUUGUUAUCCAGCUGUAAAUAUAUAAAUUUUUAGUGAAAUAUUUCUUC
Molecule: messenger RNA, 1062 nt
Organism: Asparagus officinalis (garden asparagus)
Lineage: Eukaryota; Viridiplantae; Streptophyta; Magnoliopsida; Asparagales; Asparagaceae
Product: structure-specific endonuclease subunit SLX1 homolog
Exons: 4
Coding region: 1-1032 (343 amino acids)
Biological process (GO): double-strand break repair via homologous recombination
Cellular component (GO): Slx1-Slx4 complex
Molecular function (GO): 5'-flap endonuclease activity; crossover junction DNA endonuclease activity
Source: RefSeq, a predicted model, not a curated record